AUGCGUGUGCACGAAGAGAAGCACGCCCACAUGCACCAUGCACAGCAUCCCCCACCCGUGUCAUCGGCUGGGGGGCUGCUGAGGGAGCCAUCUGGCGGUGUCGUGAUCGACUGCCGAAGCACACGCUACCACGUCGUGCGCGCCGCGGCGCGCAUGGUCGAGUGGACGGUGUAUGAUACGGAUACUGAGGACCGCAUACCACCCCUGUUCCAUGGCGUGCCGCUCGAGUCUCCAGAGCGAGUCGCCACACCGCCGCAUGCACCUCAGGUCCUGUGGGUGGACAAGAGCGUAGUGAGUUCCCGCGUAGCAGAGCUGGCGUGCUACCAGCGCCUGAACCACUUCGCGGCAAUGAACGUGAUUGCCCGAAAGGCGCUCCUGUUUCGCCGUCUCAUGCAGCUGUCGCGGCUUCAAUCGACGGACAGCGCGCGGUCGAAGAUUGCUGGUGGCGGUGCGGCGGUGGGCUGCACGAAUCGUGUCGAAUCGACCCUAGAGCGGUUUCUUGCGCUGUCGGUACCGGCGAGCUUCUCCAGCCUCACGGAUCUCGGCCGCUUGGCAGCAUUUCGACGGGAGCUGACGGAGCGCGCCGACCCUUCCUCCGAUGUCCGCCCUGUGUUCUUCAUCAUUAAACCCAACACAGGGUGUGAGGGCAGGGGCAUCCGUCUCACCACCUCCCCAGAGGAGGAUCUGACCGAGGCCGAACGAAAGGACCAGAAGAGGGAGUGUAUCGUGCAGCUGUACGUGGAUCGUCCCUUACUGAUGGGCGGCAGGAAGUUCGACUUGCGUCUUUAUGUGCUGCUUGUCGCGACAGCGCCCCAGCAGCUGUCGCGCCGCUCGUCAGCACCGUCUGCGACUUCCCGUACCGUGUCGACUGUCUCCAAACCCGCAGUGAGCGAGACCUGCAGUAACUCGACAGAGGUGCCGCGCGAUGUACAAGGCGUGGAGCUGUACGUACAUCGUGAAGGCCUUGUGCGCGUCUGCGCCAAACCCUACGCCGCGCCGACCGACGGAAACUGCGGCGAUGCAUCGCGGCACUUGACGAACUACGCAGUGAACAAAGCAUCGUCCUUGUACGUGCCGGCCGCCCACGACGACGGCGCUGAACCUCACGUCGAUGUCGGCGUCUCUCAGAGGCAGCCAAGGGCGCACGUUGACCGGGAGGAUAGCAACAAGCAGAGCCUCGCCGCGUUCGCCUCCUUCAUUGAGUCUCUCCAUGUCCCGGGCGGGUGGCCGCGUGUGCGACGCAGCUUAGAUGAGUGCAUCACUCUCACCAUUCUCUCUGGUGUCGAGGUGCUGCGGCGUGAGCUGAUCGGCGCUGGCGGCACACGAGGCUACCGUGCCGAUGGUCGCAGCUGCUUCGAGCUGCUAGGGUUCGAUGUAAUGCUGCGCGAGGCGGACCUGCACCCUGUCUUGAUGGAGGUGAACCACUCCCCGUCGCUGUUCUGCGACACCGCCCUCGACUUCGCCGUAAAGAGUGCCGUUUUGCGCGACACCUUUCGACUGCUGGAGACACACAUGCCACCCUGGGGGCAGCAUGAGGGCAAUCCGCAGAGGUACGAAGCCUGCAUGCAAGGCGAUGCCAAAGCAUGGAUGGAGCAGCGAGCGGACAUGCUAGUGCGCGGGGCUUCCGUGGAACCGUUCGGGUUUCGCCGCCUACUCCCCCACUACAGUGCGGGUUGCGGCACAGGCGGUGCUGAGAGGACCGGGGAUGGGACGGGCAUUGAUGACUGGCUACCAGCAGAAAGAGCGGCCCAGCAGCGCAUGGUGGAGCUGUCGAGGCGACUGCCCUGA
This is a messenger RNA of Leishmania mexicana MHOM/GT/2001/U1103, 1788 nucleotides long. RefSeq lists its product as uncharacterized. NCBI's taxonomy places the organism in Eukaryota, Euglenozoa, Kinetoplastea, Trypanosomatida, Trypanosomatidae. Gene Ontology annotation, molecular function: tubulin-glutamic acid ligase activity; tubulin binding. Gene Ontology annotation, cellular component: cilium. The transcript has a single exon. The record is from RefSeq and is a predicted model, not a curated record. Bases 1 to 1788 code for a protein of 595 amino acids. Gene Ontology annotation, biological process: protein polyglutamylation; microtubule cytoskeleton organization.